This is a messenger RNA of Jatropha curcas, 1533 nucleotides long. The record is from RefSeq and is a predicted model, not a curated record. NCBI's taxonomy places the organism in Eukaryota, Viridiplantae, Streptophyta, Magnoliopsida, Malpighiales, Euphorbiaceae.
GAAGAUUAUGUUGAAGCUGCAGUGAAGCAAGCUAUGACCAUCCACAUUACCAGUGCACCAGGCGAUAUUCUGAUAUUUAUGACUGGCCAAGACAAAAUUGAAGCGGCCUGUUAUGCCCUUGCUGAGCGCAUGGGACAACUCAUCUCUUCGUCAAAUAAAGCAAUACCUAAGCCCUUGAUACUGCCUAUAUACUCCCAACUACCAGCUGAUUUGCAAGCAAAAAUAUUCCAAAAGGCGAAAGAUGGGGCCCGAAAAUGCAUUGUUGCCACCAACAUUGCUGAAACAUCAUUGACAGUUGAUGGAAUUUUUUAUGUCAUUGACACAAGGUAUGGUAAAAUGAAAGUUUACAAUCCUAGGAUGGGUAUGGAUGCUCUCCAAGUUUUUCCUGUUAGCCGCGCUGCUGCUGAUCAGCAUGCUGGACGUGCGGGUAGAAAUGGCCCUGGUACAUGUUAUAGGCUUUAUACAGAAAGUGCUUACGUAAAUGAAAUGCUGCCAAGUCCAGUGCCAGAGAUCCAGAGGACCAACCUUGGUAAUGUGGUUUUGUUGCUGAAGUCUCUCAAAAUUGAUAACUUGCUAGAUUUUGAUUUCAUGGACCCACCUCCAUAGGAUAACAUCCUCAAUUCAAUGUAUCAGUUAUAGGUCCUGGGUGCACUUAACAAUGUUGGAGGUCUAACUGAUCUUGGCUGGAAAAUGGUGGAUUUCCCAUUAGACCCUCCACUUGCUAAGAUGCUGUUGAUUGGAGAACAGCUGGGAUGUAUAAAUGAGGUUUUGACGAUUGUGUCGAUGCUUUCAGUGCCAUCAGUGUUUUUUCGCCCCAAAGAUAGAGCAGAGGAAAGUGAUGCUGCAAGGGAGAAAUUUUUUGUUCCUGAAUCUGACCACUUAACUUUGCUUAAUGUUUACUUGCAAUGGAAAGAGCACCAGUAUCGGGGAGAUUGGUGUAAUGAUCAUUUUCUGCAUGUCAAAGGAUUACGGAAGGCUAGAGAAGUCAGAUCCCAGCUGCUGGAUAUUCUCAAAACUUUGAAAAUCCCAUUAACUUCUUGUGGGCAUGAUUGGGAUGUUAUAAGGAAAGCAAUUUGUUCUGCUUAUUUCCACAAUGCAGCAAGGUUAAAGGGCGUCGGGGAAUAUGUCAACUGCAGGAACGGAAUGCCAUGCCAUCUUCACCCGAGUAGUGCGUUGUAUGGCUUAGGUUACACUCCUGAGUAUGUGGUCUAUCAUGAAUUGAUUUUGACAACGAAGGAGUACAUGCAGUGUGCCACUGCGGUGGAGCCUCAGUGGCUGGCUGAGCUGGGGCCAAUGUUCUUCUCUGUGAAGGAAUCAGACACAUCCAUGUUGGAGCAUAAGAAAAGGCAGAAAGAAGAAAAAACUGCAAUGGAAGAGGAAAUGGAAAAUUUGAGGAAGGAGCAAGCAGAGGUAGAGAGGGAAAGCAAGGAAAAAGAGAGGCAAAAGAGGGCAAAGCAACAGCAGCAAGUCUCAAUGCCAGGGCUGCCACAAUGCACUUCCACUUACCUGAGACCCAAAAAGCUCGGUUUGUGA